AAUAGCGCACUCCACUUCCGUUUACAAAAUGCCGGUCGAGGAUUUGGAAGAAGAGGGUCUGCCCAAAAACCCUAAUUUUGAGCAUGCUCAGUGGAGAUUUCUUUUAGGAACUAGCAAAUACAAAAAUGAUAAAGAUCUACGACGAAGAUUGCUAGAAGCUAUCGAAUCAAAUAGUAUGGCACCUUAUUAUGAAGAAGUGUCUAAAGAACUAGACUGGAAAUGUGAUGAAACUUUGUUAAAGAAAAUGCAAAAGAUAAAUGAAACAGAACUGAAAGCACUGGAUGCAUCAAUAGAAGAUGCAGAAACGAACCUGGGAGAAACAGAAAUUAGAGAGUUUAUGUUGAAAAAAGCAGAGUAUUUAUGUAAAAUUGGAGAUAAGGAAGGGUCGUUGGCACAGUUCCGUAAGACUCAGGAGAAGACAGUCACCCUUGGGUACAGACUUGACCUUGUGUUUCACCUCAUCAGGAUGGGCCUGUUCUAUAUGGAUCAUGAUCUCAUCACAAGGAAUCUUGAAAAAGCUCAAACUUUGAUAGACGAGGGAGGUGACUGGGAUCGACGUAACAGACUAAAGGUCUACCGAGGCGUGUACUGUAUGUCCAUACGGGACUUUAAAAAGGCUGCUGGACUCUUUCUGGACACAGUUGCGACCUUCACCUCUUACGAGCUGAUGGAUUACCAGACUUUUGUAACUUACACAGUCUUUUGUGGUAUGAUUGCCCUGGAGCGACCUCAGCUCAGGGAAAAGGUUGUCAAAGGAUCUGAAGUACUGGAGGUAUUACACAGUUUGCCAAAAGUUCGCACCUACCUGUUUUCUAUGUAUGAUUGUCAUUAUGCAGAAUUCUUCAGAACAUUAGCCCAAAUGGAGGACACAAUGAAGUAUGACCGGUUCCUAGCUCCCCACUACCGGUACUACACACGCGAGAUGAGGAUCAUUGCCUACACCCAGCUCCUAGAAUCCUACAGAAGUCUGGCCCUUGAGUACAUGGCUGGUGCAUUUGGAGUUUCUGUGGAUUUCAUUGACCAAGAGUUGGCUCGCUUCAUCGCUGCUGGUCGUCUCCACUGCAAGAUCGACAAGGUGAAGGGCAUUGUGGUGACAAAUAGACCCGACAAUAAGAAUUGGCAGUACCAGGCUACGAUAAAACAAGGAGACAUCUUACUGAAUCGAGUACAGAAACUGAGUCGUAUCAUUAACAUCUAGACACUGGCUAUACCACCACAGGAAGUGCUUAAAGUGAUCUUUGUAGGACCAUGAACUUGAUUUAUAAAGACAUACUACGUGUACACUGUUAGCAGUGAUGUCAUCAUUGAUUAAUCUCUGUAUAGGAUACAAAGAGUCACUACGUGUACACUGUUAGCAGUGAUAUCAUCAUUGAUCUAUGUAUAGGAUACAGAGAGUCGGCAAAGUGUGCCAUUCAUUCUUUGUUUGUAAAAUAAAAAUGUUUUCCACCACCAA
This is a messenger RNA of Mizuhopecten yessoensis (Yesso scallop), 1453 nucleotides long. Its product is annotated as 26S proteasome non-ATPase regulatory subunit 6-like. Gene Ontology annotation, biological process: proteasome-mediated ubiquitin-dependent protein catabolic process. The transcript is spliced from 8 exons. The coding region runs from base 29 to 1198 and encodes 389 amino acids. Gene Ontology annotation, cellular component: proteasome regulatory particle. NCBI's taxonomy places the organism in Eukaryota, Metazoa, Mollusca, Bivalvia, Pectinida, Pectinidae. The record is from RefSeq and is a predicted model, not a curated record.